GUUGUGAAGAUGAGAAAAGAAGUGAAGCGAAUCCGAGUUUUGGUUAUCCGAAAACUUGUCAGGAGUGUUGGCAGACUGAAGUCCAAAAAGGGCACUGAAGAUGCACUAUUGAAAAACCAAAGACGAGCCCAAAGAUUGCUUGAAGAGAUACACGCCAUGAAGGAAUUGAAACCUGAUGUCAUAACUAAAUCUGCUCUUGGUGACGAUAUCAACUUUGAAAAAACUUGCAAAAAGCCAGAUUCAACUGCUUCUGAAAGAGCAAUUGCCAGAUUAGCAGUUCACCCUCUUCUAAAGAAAAAAAUAGAUGCACUAAAAGCUGCUGUUCAAGCCUUCAAAGAUGCAAGACAGAAUGCUCCUGAGGCUGAGUCAUCAAAGAAUGCUUCAGAGGAAAGCCAGCAAAAAAACACUCUCUGUUCAAAAGAUGAUGCAAGCGAGUUACAGCAUCCUGAGAGAACUAUUGUCAGUGAGCAGAAAGGAAAAGAUGCCAAAACAGUAGCAAAGAAAGCAGUACAUGAUUCAAAAGAAAAAUUGGCCACGAUAGAACAUGGACCCAAAGCCGUGGUCACUCCAUGUUCUCCAGGGAUGCCUGCAGGAAAGGAUGCUGUGGCUACCUCUGCACACUCACAGAAGGCACCUGCAGACUCAAAACGGACUGCCUUAACUGAAACCACAAAGAAAGAAAGGGAGAGCACCCUGGGUGAGAACAGUGGCAGUGAGGAAGAGGAGAGUGAGGAGGAAAAGGAGUACUUUGAUGAUAGCACUGAAGAAAGAUUCUACAAACAGUCUUCUGUGUCUGAGGAUAGUGACAGUGGUGAUGAUUUCUUCAUUGGAAAAGUCCGACGUACAAGAAAGAAGGAAGGGGGUGUCCGGUCCUCAGCUAAGGAACACAAACCCCUCCAAAAGGUGUCACCCAAAACAUAUACACUUGAUCCUGAUUGGGAUUUAAGAAAUGAUAAACACAAGGGAAUUCCAGACGCUAGGAAGUUAGAAUCUGUGUUUUUCCACUCUUUAUCUGGACCUAAAAGCUCCAGGAGGGAUUUCAGAGAACAGGCCCCAAAGAAUAAAACUCCAGACUUUGCAGAAAAUGAACCUCCAAUCAAGAGUCGGUUUACAAAGAGUGCACGAAGAGGGUUUGAGAGUGUGAAGCAGCAGACUCAUGCUCCUCUGCAUCCUUCCUGGGAAGCGAGCAGGAGGCGGAAAGAGCAGCAGUCCAAAAUCACUGUGUUUCAAGGGAAAAAAAUCACGUUUGAUGACUGAUUGCUCAUUGUCUUUUGAGCUUUCUGUCAAAAUUUUUGUUGUUUUUGUUUUUAAUUAGCCUAUUAUUUAAGUCUCUUUGAAAGAGUUUUCCUUUUUUGUGUGAGUUCGGGGAAUGUUUACAUAAUCUUUUAUAGGUCUCUAAAUUUGAUUUUUAAGAGUGCUUGCCCCAUAUUAUUUCUUAUACAAAAUAAUUUAGAGGUUACAGAAUUUUUUUUCUGUAAUUUGUUUUCUUAUCCAUGAUUAUGAAAUAUAUUUCACUAGUUAAACUUUGCCUAUUGCCUUGAAAAUAAGGCAAAACAAGGCUAAUGAAAUGGUUCACGUGCUGCAAAGCCUCAUGACCUAAGUUUGACCCUGGAAGUUCCCAUGAUGGAAUGAUAGAACCAGUUCACAAAACUUGUUCUCUGCACAUGCACAGUAUGGCACAUGCAUGUGUAUACAUGCACUCUCACACACAAAAUAAUGUCAUAAAAUUGUUAAGAUACUUAAAAUAAUGGUGAAAAAAUGAAUCAUGACUACUUAAAAAUACAUCAUCUUUGUUACAAGUUAUUUUUUAAGCAAAACGAAUAGUAAUUUUCAUUGUGCAUAUAACUAAUAUAAAUUAAAUAUUAAUUUUUCAUGGUUGUUGUUACUUGUGAUCUUACCUUUGUAGUGUUUAAGUAACUUGCUAUGUAUAGGAUCCAAAAGUUGAGUUCUAUAUUAUAUACCCCUGCAAUAAGUAUUUCCGUUAAAUGAAGAAGAAUGGCGAUCUAGA
Cricetulus griseus (Chinese hamster) is the source of this 2008-nucleotide messenger RNA. The record is from RefSeq and is a predicted model, not a curated record. NCBI's taxonomy places the organism in Eukaryota, Metazoa, Chordata, Mammalia, Rodentia, Cricetidae.